GGGGUGGGGCCUCGGCAGCGUUCAAGGGCGGGGUCUGGCUGCGGCGGCCCAGUCCUUCUGGGCUCCAGCCAGGGUUUGGCAGCCAUGGCGUGGCCCCGUGUGCGGCUGGUGGUCACCGCCGACGACUUUGGUUACUGCCCGCGGCGCGAUGAGGGCAUCGUGGAGGCCUUCCUGGCAGGGACCGUGACCAGCGUGUCGCUCCUGGUCAACGGCACGGCCGCCGAAAGCGCGGCCGAGCUGGCCCGCAGGCACAGCAUUCCCACGGGCCUCCACGCCAACCUGUCUGAGGGCCGUCCGGUGGGCCCGGCCCGCCACAGCGCCUCGUCGCUCCUCAGCCCGGAAGGCUUCUUUCUGGGCAAGAUGGGAUUUCGGGAGGCCUUAGCGGCUGGCGAAAUUGCUUUGCCCCAGGUGCGGGAGGAGCUAGAGGCUCAACUCAGCCGCUUCCGGGAGUUGUUGGGCAGGUCCCCCACGCACGUGGACGGGCACCAGCACGUGCAUGUGCUCCCAGGCGUGUGUCAGGUGUUCGCGGAGGCGCUGCAGGCCUGCGGGGUCCGCUUCACACGGCUGCCCGCCGAACGCGGGUUGGGCAGCUGCGCGUGGCUCGAAGCGCCAGCGCGAGCCUUCGCAUGCACUGUGGUGCGCGAUGCCCGUGCCGCCAUGGGUCCCUUCUCCCGCCACGGCCUGCGGUGGACCGAUGCCUUUGUGGGCCUGAGCACUUGUGGCCGGCAUAUGUCUGCUCACCGAGUCUUGGGGUCCCUGUCGCGUGCCCUGGAAGAUAUCCCUGCUGGCCACGCCCUGACUGCGGAGUUGAUGGCACACCCUGGAUACCCCAGUGUGCCUCCAGCAGGGGGCUGCGGUGAGGGCCCCGAUGCAUUCUCUUGUUCUUGGGAGCGGCUGCAUGAGCUGCACGUCCUCACAGCACCCACCCUGCGGGCUCGGCUGGCCCAAAAUGGUGUGCAGCUCUGCGCGCUAGACGACCUGGAUUCCAAAAGGCCCGGGGAAGGGGUCCCCUGUGAGGCAACUCUGGAACCCUUUCUGGAGCCUUCCCCACCCUGACACCGAAGGCCGGCUAAGAACUGCCUCCCACUGUGGAGGAAGGCCAAGGCUAAAGCUCCAGUUCAGCCAGGCCCUGGAGUAGGGUCCGACUUCUUAGAGUGAGAAGCCAUUAACCCUGUUCCUUGGUCAGCCUUGCCUGGCUGCAGGCAGUCUGUGACAUCUGGGCGUGAGGCCUGCUGAGCAUUUAUCUGGUGCCAGUUCAUGUUGUAACCACUUGUUUAGGAGCAGUGGGCAGAGGGUGGGUUAAUAAAAUAAUGUCUUUCAGA
This is a messenger RNA of Meriones unguiculatus (Mongolian gerbil), 1322 nucleotides long. RefSeq names its product YdjC chitooligosaccharide deacetylase homolog (gene Ydjc). The transcript is spliced from 5 exons. The coding region runs from base 85 to 1056 and encodes 323 amino acids. Lineage: Eukaryota; Metazoa; Chordata; Mammalia; Rodentia; Muridae. The record is from RefSeq and is a predicted model, not a curated record. Gene Ontology annotation, biological process: carbohydrate metabolic process. Gene Ontology annotation, molecular function: deacetylase activity.